AUGGCUAUCAAAUGUUUCUCUGUGCAUGCCCUCUUCCUCGUCUCCUUCGCUCUAACUGCACAAAGGACAACUGUAACUGCCAUCCCUGAAGUUCCAAAAAGAGAAGCACAGAACCUGAAAAUGGAAGAACCAGAUUGUGUGGAUGAUAGGAGCUUCCUAAUUCCUGGAAUUGGUAGAGCAGUGAAGCCAACCCCUCAUGGCACAGGAAGGCCUGGAGAUGUUGGUGACAGCCGUCCGACUCCUAGAUAUAUUCCAGGAAAUGAUGACACUUUUGUUCCUAAUCCAGGCUUUGAAGUUCCUGCUGUUGGAGGUGGAGUUCCUGGAGGCAACAAUGGGCCUUGA
This is a messenger RNA of Nymphaea colorata (pocket water lily), 342 nucleotides long. RefSeq names its product putative cell wall protein. NCBI's taxonomy places the organism in Eukaryota, Viridiplantae, Streptophyta, Magnoliopsida, Nymphaeales, Nymphaeaceae. Bases 1 to 342 code for a protein of 113 amino acids. The record is from RefSeq and is a predicted model, not a curated record. The transcript has a single exon.